GGUCCGGCCGUGCGGCGCCGGGAGGAGGCGCGGGCGGCGGCGGGGGCGGCGGCGGGCGGCGGCGGCGGCGGGCGCGCGGGGCGCGGGCCGGCUCGGGCGCGGAGGAUGAAGUGGAGCGUCCGCGGGGCCUGCGCCGCGCUGUCGUCCUGCCUGCUGCUGGGCUGCGCGCUGAGCGCCGCCGCCGUGGGCCUCAAGUGCUUCUCGCUGGGCUCGGAGCUGCGCGGGGAGCCGUUCCGCCUGGGCGCGGCGGCGGGCGCCUUCUACUCGGGCGUGCUGCUGGCCGCCGGCCUGUCGCUGCUGGGCGCCGCGCUGCUGUGCUGCGGGGCCCGGGACGCGCCCCCGGCGGGCCCGGCGCUCGGGGUCCCCGAAGCGGCUGCGGCGGCGGCUGGAGCUCCGGAGGCCGCGCUGGGCGAGCCGGACGCGGCGGCGGCCGGGCCCCCGGGGCCGCUGAGCAGCCAGAACCUGCUGCUGCUGGGCGUGCUGGUCUUCAUGCUGGGCGUGCUGAGCGCCUUCGCGGGCGCCGUGAUCGACGGCGACACCGUGUCGCUGGUGGAGCGCAAGUACGCGCACUACUGCCUGGCCCCGCGCGCGCCGGGCCCCGCGCGCAGCACCCUGGACAGCGCCACGGCCGCCAAGUGCCGCCAGCUCAAGGACUACCAGCGCGGCCUGGUGCUGUCCACCGUCUUCAACGCGCUCGAGUGCCUGCUCGGCCUGCUCAGCCUGCUGCUCGUCAAGAACUACAAGUCGUCGCAGGCCCGGCGCGGCCGCCGCGGACGCCGGAGGGGAGGCCGCGCCCCGGCCCGGCCCCGCGGCGGCCCCGGGCUCCGCGCGCAGCAGCAGCCGCCGGCCGGCCGGGCGCGGCGGGGCCGGCGCGGGCGGCGCGGGCGGCGGCUGCAGCAGCAGCGGCCGAGCGAGGCGUCCAUCCUGUGCCCGGAGGAGUCGGACCUGAGCGCGCCGGGGGACUGCGCGGGCUUCGCGGCGCUCCACGCCGUCUCCUACAUCGACGUGGGCGUCCUGCGCGCGCUGGACGAGGCGGGCGUGGAGGUGUGCUGCGGCGGACACCCGUCGGUCGAGCUGCCGGGCUACGCGCCCCGCGACCCGGACCUCGACGCCUCCUACCCCUACUGCUGCCGGCCGCCCUGCGAGGCGGCGCGCCCCUGGGAGCCGGGCCGGGCCUGCUGAGCCGGGGGCCCGUGCACCGCGCGCCUCUGCCGUGCCGUGC
Molecule: messenger RNA, 1222 nt
Organism: Suncus etruscus (white-toothed pygmy shrew)
Lineage: Eukaryota; Metazoa; Chordata; Mammalia; Eulipotyphla; Soricidae
Gene: TMEM271
Product: transmembrane protein 271
Exons: 1
Coding region: 106-1182 (358 amino acids)
Source: RefSeq, a predicted model, not a curated record